AGCGCCGGCGAGGCGCGGGAGGAGAAGCGGUGGGGAGGCGCAGCAGCUCACCUGCCGGGCAGGGCGCGGAGGAGGAACCCGGGCGGCGCGCUCCAUUGCCCAGGAGCCGGGACGCGCCCGGAACCCCGCACACCGCCCGGCUCUUGGCCUCCCCAGCCCCUCGACCAAGCUAACCCGAGGGGCGCAGCUAUUUGCUUUGAUAGAGCGGGCCUCGCGGAGGCGUGAAGAGCGGCAACAGGGAGAGCCUGCGAGCCAGGCUGAGAAACUCGAGCUGGGAACAAAGAGGGGUCGGCCUGUGCGUUCGUCGGCUCGCACUCUGGCCAGAAGCAUUUGGAAACGAGGCCCCUGCUGUGACUCCCUGAGAAGCCCUCCACAGCCUUGUCCCAGUGCUCGCCGGCACAAACUUUAUUCUUGGCCAACUUCUCUUUCUCUUCCCCUGCUGCUCCGCCCCCACCUUCUCCUCCCGCAGAUUAAAUGCGCCUAGAGAAAGAAAACCGUAGCGAAAGGGCAGGAAAUCAGAGGCUCUAAAAAGGACACCUCCAACCUGGGUUGCUCUUUUUUUUUUUUCCUAAAUUCUCCAGGAAGUAGACAUUGCGUUAUCUUCUGAUUCUCCUUGCGCCUUCUCUGCUGGGGCAAAGGGAGGCUUUUUGUCCAAAUCAUCUCUCUUUUCACGGAAAGCAAACUCCCAAAUCGGCAUCUCUGGAAGAUACCGCAGAGAGGUUUGCGCCGCAACGCGCUGUCGGACCUUCCCAGGACUUUGGCGAGUCAACCCCUGGGCAGAACCUGCGUGCUCCGCGAGCAGACCCCGGCGACGCGGGAGGCGUGGGGUGGCAGCCCAGGCCCGGGCAACCUACCCUAGCGCGCGCCGCGCAGACGCCCCCAAAGGCGCCGGCCGCGCCCGCCUUCUCAGCCCAGUGCCCUUGGGCCUCGGGGGCGGGCUCCGGCGUCGGUCUCUGCAGAGCGGGAAGGCGCCGGCGGCCGCUAGGGCUCUAGCGCCGCCGCAGCUGCUCCGGCUGGCGGCUGGCUGCCCCGCACUCGCCCGCGGGGUUUCCUCCCGCUCUCCUCCCUCUCGCACCCUUUCAACUCUCCUUUGCCUCCCUCCUCCUUUUUCGUUGACCCCUCUCUUUUUCGCUGCCGCCGCGGGUGCUCCUCCAGCGGAGCAGAGAUUACUCAACCGUCGGGAUGCCCCAGCUCUCCGGGGGAAGCGGUGGCGGCGGGGGGGACCCGGAACUCUGCGCCACGGACGAGAUGAUCCCCUUCAAAGACGAGGGCGACCCCCAGAAGGAGAAGAUUUUCGCCGAGAUCAGUCACCCCGAAGAGGAAGGCGACUUAGCCGACAUCAAGUCCUCUUUGGUCAAUGAAUCUGAAAUCAUCCCCGCCAGCAACGGACACGAGGUGGCCAGACAAGCUCAAACUUCUCAGGAGUCCUACCAUGACAAGGCCAGAGAACACGCUGAUGAAGGAAAGCAUCCAGAUGGAGGCCUCUACAACAAGGGACCCUCCUACUCUGGUUAUUCUGGGUACAUAAUGAUGCCAAAUAUGAACAAUGACCCGUAUAUGUCAAAUGGAUCUCUUUCUCCGCCUAUCCCAAGAACAUCAAAUAAAGUGCCCGUGGUGCAGCCAUCCCAUGCGGUCCAUCCUCUAACGCCCCUCAUCACUUACAGCGAUGAGCACUUUUCUCCAGGAUCACACCCAUCACACAUCCCAUCAGAUGUCAACUCCAAACAAGGCAUGUCCAGACAUCCUCCAGCUCCUGAUAUCCCCACCUUUUAUCCUCUGUCUCCGGGUGGUGUUGGACAGAUUACCCCACCUCUUGGCUGGCAAGGUCAGCCUGUAUAUCCCAUCACGGGUGGAUUCAGGCAACCCUACCCAUCCUCACUGUCAGUCGACACUUCCAUGUCCAGGUUUUCCCAUCAUAUGAUCCCCGGUCCUCCUGGUCCCCACACUACUGGCAUCCCUCAUCCAGCCAUUGUAACACCUCAGGUCAAACAGGAGCAUCCCCACACUGACAGUGACCUAAUGCACGUGAAGCCUCAGCACGAACAGAGAAAGGAGCAGGAGCCAAAAAGACCUCACAUUAAGAAACCUCUGAAUGCUUUUAUGUUAUACAUGAAAGAAAUGAGAGCAAAUGUCGUAGCUGAGUGUACUCUAAAGGAAAGUGCAGCUAUCAACCAGAUUCUAGGCAGAAGGUGGCACGCCCUCUCCCGUGAAGAGCAGGCUAAAUAUUAUGAAUUAGCACGGAAGGAAAGACAGCUACAUAUGCAGCUUUAUCCAGGCUGGUCUGCAAGAGACAAUUAUGGUAAGAAAAAGAAGAGGAAGAGAGAGAAACUACAGGAAUCUACAUCAGGUACAGGUCCAAGAAUGACAGCUGCCUACAUCUGAAACAUGGUGGAAAACGAAACUCAUUCCCAACGUGCAAAGCCAAGGCAGCGACCCCGGGACCUCUUCUGGAGAUGGAAGCUUGUUGAAAACCCUGUCUCCACGGCUUGCACAGUUGAUCCCAAAGGAGAAUUGACACCAGCUUCAUCCUGAGGUCACUGCUAGAGACGCUGAUCUAUAGACAAUCACUGCCAAACCCCCCUUUCAUCUACUGCAAGAGCCAAAUUCCAAAAUUAAACAUAAAAAAAGGUUUUUAAAAAAGAAAAUUAGAAAGCACACAAGAACGCUAACAGGCCCUGGGUCAGCUGAGAAGCUUCCCUCCCCCAUCUCUGCUGGGAACUUCCCAGAGCAUCUUGCAUUGAUACCUGCAACAUUUUGGCAAGGACAGUAACUUGGCUGCGUUUGCCUGCCGUCAGCAACUGGAGCCAGCCACCAGCACGUCCGUCCGUCAUCGUCCCAUCGGAUGAAUUUGUGGAAGAGUUCCUUUUUGUUUCUGUCUUUGUUUAUCUUUCUCUUCCUUUCUCCUAAAGCUUUAUUUAACAGUGCAAGAGGAUGAAUUGAACCUUAUGUUUGCUUCUUUUUUUAAACUUGAAUUUUUUUUUUAAUUUACACUUUUUAGUUUUAAUUUUCUUGUAUAUUUUGCUAGCUGUGAGCAUUUAAAUAAAAUUCAGAGAUCCAGAAACAUUUGAAAUAAGAAAGAAAUUAAAAGAAGCCCUCUUUUUCUGACAGACACCUUAUCCAGUAAGUGGCUUCUCUGUGAAUUUUCUGUCACAAAACAGUGGCCUCUCCGUCUUCGUAAGGUGUUUUGUAGAGCUGAGUAAGUGCGGCAGCCAAACCCAGUCUGUUGGUAGCAAUGGCAGUCCUAUUUCAUUUUCUUUUUCUUCUGAUUUUUGUUCUUUCUUAAAAAAGGUAAACCUUACAGAUACUUCCAGCCGACCAGUUUGCAGUGAAUUUUCAUUUCUUUCCUUUUCACGCCCUUGUUGUAAAAAGCCCAGCACUUGAAUUGUUAUUACUUUAAAUGUUCUGUAUUUGUAUCUGUUUUUAUUAGCUGAUUAGUGGGAUUUUAUGCCAGUUGUUAAAAUGAGCAUCGAUGUACCCAUUUUUUUUUAAUAGCAAGGCGCAGCCUUUGCCCAAAACUGUCAUCUAACGUUUGUCAUUCCAGUUUGCGUUAAUGUGCUGAGCAUUUUUUAAAAGACGCUUUGUAAUAAAACAUUAAAAAAAA
Molecule: messenger RNA, 3601 nt
Organism: Orycteropus afer afer
Lineage: Eukaryota; Metazoa; Chordata; Mammalia; Tubulidentata; Orycteropodidae
Source: RefSeq, a predicted model, not a curated record